Molecule: messenger RNA, 1509 nt
Organism: Brienomyrus brachyistius
Lineage: Eukaryota; Metazoa; Chordata; Actinopteri; Osteoglossiformes; Mormyridae
Product: acidic mammalian chitinase-like
Exons: 11
Coding region: 16-1509 (497 amino acids)
Biological process (GO): carbohydrate metabolic process; chitin catabolic process
Cellular component (GO): extracellular region
Molecular function (GO): chitin binding; chitinase activity
Source: RefSeq, a predicted model, not a curated record
UUGUACUGGGCAAUCAUGGGGAAACUACUGUUUCUUUCGGCUUUGGCCCUGCUGCUCAACGCGCAGCUAGGCUCUUCCUACAUCCUGUCCUGUUACUUCACCAACUGGGCACAAUACAGGCCUCCUCCUACCAUCUACAUGCCCACUAACAUCGACCCAUGCCUGUGUACCCACCUCCUCUACGCCUUUGCCACGAUCACAAACGGCGAGCUCGCCACUUACGAGUGGAAUGACGUGGAGCUCUACGGCCAGUUCAACGACCUUAAGGACCAGAAUGGAAACAUGAAAACCCUGCUGUCUGUUGGAGGCUGGAAUUUCGGCUCCUCUGGAUUCUCUGCUAUGGUGGCUUCCUCUGGUACCCGUCAAACCUUCAUCAACUCUGUCAUCAGCUUCCUGAGGAAGUAUCAGUUUGAUGGUCUUGACAUUGACUGGGAAUACCCAGGCAACAGGGGGAGCCCCCCACAAGACCAGCAGCUGUACUCUGUCCUAUUGCAGGAAAUGAGGGAAGCUUUUGAAGCUGAAGCUAAGCAGACCAACAAGCGGCCACUGCUGAUGUCCGCCGCUGUCUCGGCUGGCCGUGGCACCAUCGACACGGCCUACCAGAUACCCGAAGUUGGGAAGUACCUUGACAUGAUCAAUGUGAUGACCUACGACUUCCACGGCUCCUGGGACCCCUUCACUGGAGAGUGCAGUCCUCUGUACAGGGACUCCUUUGAUUCUGGGUCCUACAUCUACUUCAAUGUGGACUAUGCAAUGAACUACUGGAAGAACAAUGGAGCACCGGCUGAGAAACUGCUAGUUGGCUUCCCCACCUAUGGAAACACCUUCACCCUGAGUAACCCAGCCAACCACGGUAUCGGCGCUCCGAUCUCGGGGGCUGGAACUGCAGGAAAGUACACCCAGGAGGCUGGUGAGCUGGCCUACUUCGAGAUCUGCGGCUUCUUGGAUGGAGCUACAGAAGUCUGGAACACUGAGCAGAACGUGCCCUACGCCUAUAAGGGGAACCAGUGGGUUGGCUAUGACAAUCUCAAGAGCUUCCAGAUCAAGGUUGACUGGCUAAUGAAGAACCAAUUUGGAGGAGCCAUGGUGUGGACUAUUGACAUGGACGACUACAUGGGAACGUUCUGCAACCAGGGCAAAUACCCAAUGAUCAAUGUCCUCCACAAGGCUUUUGGCUUGGAUCAAGGCUCCUGCAAACCACCGGCUACUCCUGUGCCCCCCAUUCCAGGACAGUCCACCACCACGAUCUCAUCAAGCUCUACUGGAAGCAAUUCAAAGGGAGGCAGUUCCCAUGGAGGCAGUUCCAGUGGUGGUAGUUCCAGCGGGGGCAGCUCCAGUGGCACCGGUGGCAUGAACAGCAGCUUCUGUACGGGCAAAGCUGAUGGAAUGUACCCUGAUCCCACCAACAAAAACAAGUUCUACGAGUGCAGUAGGGGCAGGACAUACUUCCAAAGCUGUGCAAGUGGCCUGGUAUUUGAUACCAGCUGCUCCUGCUGUAACUGGUCCUAG